AUGGCACCAGUCCGCCGGAUUGCUCAGAUCGUUCACCUCAAGCCAGCCGCCGUGGCCGCGUACAAAGAAUGCCACGCAAAUGUAUGGCCUGAGGUGCUUCAGCAAAUCAAGGAUUGCAAUAUCAAGGAUUACUCAAUUUUCUUCGACAAUGACCGGACCUUGUUUGCAACAUUCAAAUAUGUCGGCACCGACUUCGAUGGAGAUAUGGAAGCCAUGCGAGCGAACCCGAAGAUCAGAGAGUGGUGGGCUAUGACAGACGGCAUGCAGGACAGCCCUAUCCCAGGAGCUGUCAGUAGCGCGGACGGACCAGGUUGGUGGAAGGUCUUGGACGAAGUGUUUUACACUGAGUAA
Messenger RNA from Penicillium salamii, 351 nucleotides. The record is from the annotation of a GenBank genome assembly. NCBI's taxonomy places the organism in Eukaryota, Fungi, Ascomycota, Eurotiomycetes, Eurotiales, Aspergillaceae.